Molecule: messenger RNA, 2877 nt
Organism: Lachancea lanzarotensis
Lineage: Eukaryota; Fungi; Ascomycota; Saccharomycetes; Saccharomycetales; Saccharomycetaceae
Product: LALA0S14e01376g1_1
Exons: 1
Coding region: 1-2877 (958 amino acids)
Biological process (GO): positive regulation of transcription by RNA polymerase II
Cellular component (GO): nucleus
Molecular function (GO): zinc ion binding; DNA-binding transcription factor activity, RNA polymerase II-specific
Source: RefSeq, a predicted model, not a curated record
AUGGAAAGAGCAUCACCAAUUGAUAAGCGGCAGUCGUCAUCGCCAAUGGAGUCACAGGCUAAUCGGCGAAAUAGGCUGUCGUUCGUUUGCCAGGCUUGCCGUCGUGGAAAGACAAAAUGCGAUCGAGAAAAGCCCAGCUGCACUCGUUGCCUUAAACAAGGCAUCAAUUGUGUUUACGACGUAGAGCGACAAACUCCACCAAGACACCCCAACAAAGACGCGACCAUUGCUAGACUGAAACGUGAAAUAGAGUACUGGCAAAGUAGAGCAUUGACGCAGGCUACGAACGGCAACUCCUGCUUGCACAACGAGAGCGUCAAGUCAGAACCGUCCUCAGUGACAGCAUCGCAGUCCGGACAUAGCUCGCCAAAUGCCGCUUUCACAUCUGGCCGUUUCAAGGGCCUGUGUGAUGUCAUGAUAGAUCUACGGCAAUUCCAACCCAAUUUGAUCAUUACUCAGAAUACCAGCCGAGACGUGAAACCCUCGUCAGAUAUGGCCCAGGUCCGUCAAGACAGCUUUUUGGCGAUAUUUUUUGCAUCGUUUUUCGCAGCGGCAUCUGAAAAUACGCUGAUCAACUCAUUCAACUCCAACGACGGUGUUCCGUACGCGAAACGUUUGAACCUGAGAUCCGAUCUCAUGAAUUUGCAGGACCGUAUGCUUCGCAAAUGUACCAAUACGGUACAGCAGGCGCGAGUGACCAGUUUCUCGGAAAGGAUAAUGCAAGAGCUAGGAGGUUCUAGAGAUGUGCGUAACGGCAUUUUUCUGAACCUUUUGAACUCCAAAAUGUCCCGAAAUCUGAUAGAAGAUGUCAGCGCUGACGAAAACGUCUACUCUUUGGCCUUGACCCAGCUCAUCAAGAAGAUGGAGGACCAGCUGCCACCUUUCCCUGUGCUAAUGGCGUACAAAUCCUACUUCUUUCUUUGCGUUUUCCACCAUUUUCCCUUCGUCGAUCGGGGUAUUUUCGAGGAGGCCUUAGAGAACGUUAUAACGGUCAACCCUCAGCAUCCUCACAAAAUAAAACUGAGGCUUGGUAAACAAAAUCUGCGGGUAAAGGUCGAGAAUUUGGCCAUUCUAAUGGUGAUGAUCGGCAUCUCUUAUAAUUCAAUGAAAUUUGAGCUGGGAAUGUCGUCCACUUUGAAGCCUACUUAUUACGAUACAAUGGCAAACCAGACUUUGAUAAACCAACAUCCAAUCACGGACGAGACUAUAUUGCUGUCUCAGCAGAUCAUUGCAGCGCUCGAUUUUAUGAACUCGACCACAGAGAAUACUAUUUGCUGUUUACUGUAUCUCUGGACGUUUUACGCUUUUUCCCCCGAGGAGGGCGAUUUUUAUUAUGGGCAACCCACAGAGUUUGUGCUGGGAAUAACAUCGAUUCUGGCUACCAAUAUUGGGUUACAUCGGGAUCCAUUACAAUUUCGUCAGUUUCAGGACGAUUCGGCAGUUGAUAAAAGGCUUGUGAAUUAUCGAAGAAUUCUAUGGAUGAGUCUCAGAACUAUCUUGAACUCAGAAUCAGCUUUGAAAGGAAGAUGUCCCAGAUCCAUCAAGGAUUCUAUCUGCUCCUCAGACUUUGACUACUUUUCGCCAACAUUGAUGAGCCAAAUGGUAAAAGACACUGUAGGUUCCGGUGAAGAUCAUAAAAAAACGUAUGCUGAGACCUUCACAAAACAAAGAACGUAUGAUCUUCUGUCUCGGUUCGAAAGGAUAUGGUCUUCAUCACAGGGUGAAGCGGCCCUCAGUUCCAUAGGCACUUUGGUCCAAGACGUGGAAGAACAUAUUGAUAAAUUGUACAGUCUUGUUGAUCUCGGCUACGGAAAAAAGCCUAUCUUAAAUCGACCAGUGUUAAGCGAGCAGGCCAGACAGAGGAUAUUCGCUGAGGCUACCGAAAAAGCUUCGAACUUUCAAGCUUAUAUCAUUGCUCAGCUGAUUCUGACUAGAACUUCGUUCACUAUCUUCAUUUAUUUUGAAACGAAAUGCAAAGAGUCUUAUCAGGAAUUUUACCCUUUUUACGAGACCUUUUUUGUUGAUGUGGUACGGAGAUUCUUGAAGUUGAGCGAAGUUUACUGUCAAUAUUACAGUGGAGAGUUAGCGGAGAGUUUUAUUCCAUCUGCCUCGUUUGUUAUUGAUAAAGCGAUGCAAAUGAGUAUGGGUACUAUUUUUUAUACAGCGGUUGCAAUGAUGUUGAGGCUUACCCAUGCAAUUGACAUUAUUCAGGACAAAAUUGCUCGAGAGAAGUACUUUCAGGAUAAAAGUACGGAAGCGACAGUUUUCGAACUUACCAAGAAGCUGGAGGCUCUCAAUGCUAUAAACAAUAGACUCGAGAUGAUUUUUGACAGACUGUGCCAUUUAUCAACUAAUCACCUCCGGUUAACAUUCUUUUCUGCAUUCAAGAUGUUGCUGUUUUUCGAUCAUAUUCUACAACUAGUGAAGAAGAAGGAGAUGACCAAAACUAUGAGUCAACUAGCACAGCUAGACCUCACAGAAAAAACAAAGAGGAAUUUGUUUUUAGGAUUUGGGUUCGACGUGAAAAAGACAGGUCAGAUGUUCAACGAUUUGAGGAGCACAGUUUCUUUGUCCAGAAUAAAAACGGAUGUCCUUCAUGAUAUUCAACGCGAGGUUGAUCGUAUUGCUGCUUUCCAACUUCGCCCAGACGAGAAGUACGCAGCAAGCACAGUCUCUAAAGACACUAUCCCUGAUGCUCUACCGCAAUUUAAUAACGGAUCUCAAACUGUGAACAUGAGUCCCUCCCCAUCGAUCGGACAGUUACAAAACGGUGGGGAAUCAACUGAGUGUCUGCAGCUUCCUUUCAAUUCAGAACUGGACUUUAAUCACAUAGAAUUGUUUGACUUCGAUUUCGAUUUCCUGCUUGGAGGCAUGUGA